CCACACUUUGAUCAAGCAGAGGUCAAGGGUGAAUUGCCUCAGAUUUAUAAGUUAACUCGGUCGCAUGGGACUAGUCAGUCACUGUUGCACUCAAUACCAGUUGGAAUAUACCAGUAUAGACAGAUGUCGGCGCAAACGCUCGUACAACCUCAGAAACAAACCAUCCUGGAUCCAUCGGAUAAGUAUCGGCCAGAGCCCAUUUACGCGGGAAAACUGGAGAGCGAGUUCAGGGAUUACUCUGUAGAUCCAACCGACCCGGUAAAGGAACGCGUCCGGAAUACCUACCACAAGAUGCACACGAAUCAAACUGUCGAGUUCGUGCAAUCUCGCAUGAAAGAAUGGCUUCGUUUCGACAAAUUCAAGAUGACCGUAAAAGAUGCUUUGAUCAAAUUGAACAACUUAGUGGACGAGAGUGAUCCGGACACAAGUUUGCCAAAUAUCGUGCAUGCUUUCCAAACCGCAGAAUCCAUAAGAAAAGAGCAUCCUGACUUGGAUUGGUUCCACUUGACCGGACUGAUUCACGACUUGGGCAAGGUAAUGGCGUUUUAUGGUGAACCACAAUGGGCAGUUGUGGGUGACACGUUUCCCGUCGGAUGUGCUUGGGCUGACUCUAUCGUAUACAGAGAAACUAGCUUCGAGGACAAUCCAGAUGCUAAAGACACUCGAUACAACACGAAAUAUGGCAUGUACAAACCGAAGUGCGGCAUUGAAAAUUUGUUGAUGUCCUGGGGUCACGACGAAUAUUUGUAUCGCGUCCUGGUGCACAACAAUACCAAACUACCUAAGCAGGCUUUGGCUAUGAUUCGUUAUCACUCGUUCUAUCCAUGGCACGCGGGUGGCGACUACAUGCACUUCUGUACUAAGAAAGAUAUAGAAAUGCUGAAAUGGAUCAACGAAUUUAACAAAUAUGAUCUGUACACUAAGAGCGGCGAGGUUCCCGACAUCGAGAAGCUCUGGCCUUACUACGAGAAACUGAUCGAUAAAUACAUCCCGGGUGUAUUAGAAUGGUGAAAAUGCAAAUCGUAAUAUUCAACGAUUGAUCAUCGAUUGAUCACAGAUUACUGGCUAUUGGCUACUGGCUUUCAACCAUCGAGUGUCAAGCGAUCGAUGACAAUCAAUUCCUAUCUGUGGCAAUGAGACUAAAAUAGAUUGGACGAUGCUGUACUUAUUUCUUAAUGAUUAACUUAAUACGCAAUCGCGGAUCCACUUCGUUUUUUGUCCGUUCCCUGAGACUCGAGAAAACGCGAUGGAAAAGAAGUGGUCGAUGCCAAGUCGAAUCGAAUGGAAUGGAAUCAGCUAAGCAAAACGAUCGAACAGGGACGAAAUGAUAAAAAUUGCAAUGUGCAAGGGCGAAUGAAUAACGGGGAAGAACGAUGAGCAAUGCUUUCCCUUUCAUCGAUUGUUCAACUUGCGGAAGGAAAUUCGUGGAAUGAUCGAUAGAAUUAAGGAUAGGUGCGAAACUGUUGACUAAAUAGAAAAUCCAGCAGUUUGGCGAAGGGAGGAAGAGGGGAAAGUCUGACAAGUAGGGAAUUAUCGUAUCGAGCGGACGAGUCACGAAACUCUUGCUUUUAUUCUUAGCUUAGCGUAUGUUGUGUUUGAUUCACUGAUCGAAUGCAUCUUUGCCGUUUCGUAUUCCAAAGGAAUGAGGAAUCGUCGACGCAAGACUCUAUGGUUGAUAUAAUUUAUACAAUCCUUGUUACUAGUCUUUAUUUAAUAUUUGUUAAAUAAAGAAUUUUUGUCAUACAA
This is a messenger RNA of Frieseomelitta varia, 1746 nucleotides long. RefSeq names its product inositol oxygenase (gene Miox). Lineage: Eukaryota; Metazoa; Arthropoda; Insecta; Hymenoptera; Apidae. The transcript has 6 exons. Gene Ontology annotation, molecular function: inositol oxygenase activity; iron ion binding. Gene Ontology annotation, biological process: inositol catabolic process. Gene Ontology annotation, cellular component: cytoplasm. Bases 124 to 1011 code for a protein of 295 amino acids. The record is from RefSeq and is a predicted model, not a curated record.